This is a messenger RNA of Xenopus laevis (African clawed frog), 6542 nucleotides long. Its product is annotated as transient receptor potential cation channel subfamily M member 7. The record is from RefSeq and is a predicted model, not a curated record. The coding region runs from base 457 to 6123 and encodes 1888 amino acids. The transcript is spliced from 39 exons. Lineage: Eukaryota; Metazoa; Chordata; Amphibia; Anura; Pipidae.
CAUCAUAAACUUUGGCCGUAAAUUGCCCUGCUUUCAAGAUGAAUUAAUGAGCUAAAUUCCUUUGUUUAUCACAAACCUGCUCUAAAGCCAAACUAAACCAAAUAUCAUCUGUUCCUUUUUCAACCAUUUCCCUGAAACCUAUUUCAAGAUUUUGCAGAUUCAUCUCUCCCCCCAACCCCACUUACUGUCCCAAACCAGUUUGUUCUCUCCUGGACACCUUUCACAGGUCAGCUAACCCUGCAGCAAUUCUCACAGGUAAAAGGAACAUUUUUGAACAUAUCCUUUAAAGAAAAAAGCUCAAAAAACACAGGUGAAACUGCUAGUAUAUAUGUCAAUCAUUUCCUACAUUGUACCAGUUGGACUGGUGUUUCAAAAGAAAACAUUUAAAAGCAGUGAUUGUGCAAGACUUUUCAUUCACACCGCAGAGAGACUGGAGGAUCAACUAGAGCUUUGACAAUGUCUAAAGUGUCAUGGAUUGAAAAAACAUUUCAUAAAAGAGACUGUGUCCAAAUUAUUCCAAGCUCAAGGGAACCACAUAGGUGCCUUCCAGGAUGUCAGAUUUGCCAGCAACUUGUCCGAUGCUGUUGCGGCAGGUUAAUCAGACAACAUGCCUAUUACGCCAGUGGUGCUUCUCCUUCAGGGGCAGAAAACAUCCAGGAAUCAGAGCGUUGGACAGCAGACAGACACACAGUCAAGAGCUCCACCGAUUCUUUUGGCACCAUUAACUUUCAGUGCGGAUCUCAUGGUUACAAAGCAAAGUUUGUCAGAUUGUCGAAUGAUAGCAAAGUGGAAGACAUUCUACAGCUAAUGAUUAAGGAAUGGCAUAUGAAGAAGCCAAAUCUGUUGAUUUCUGUUCAUGGGGGAAUGCAGAAAUUUGAACUUCAUCCUCGAUUUAAGGAAGCUUUUGGCAAGGGGUUUGUUAAAGCUGCAGUAUCAACAGGAGCCUGGAUUUUUACAGGAGGAACCAAUAAUGGAGUAGCUGCACAUAUUGGAGAUGCCAUAAAAGAAUAUGCCAGUCGUCUCACCCAUAAUAUCUGUAUUAUUGGAGUAGCACCUUGGGGAAUAAUCGAGGGCAGACAGGACCUCAUUGGAAAUAAUGUGAUGGCUCCAUAUCAAACAUUGCUGAGCCCUCUGAGUAAACUUCACGUUCUGAACAACCUGCAUUCCCACUUCUUACUGGUGGAUGAUGGGACCGUGGGAAGGAGUGGGGGAGAAAUGAAUUUACGAAGAGAACUAGAAAGUAAAACCAGCUUGCAACAAUUUCAUGCAACAAAUGAUAGACGUGUCCCUAUGAUGGCUCUUAUACUGGAAGGAGGACCCAAAACCAUUCUGACAGUCCUGGAGUAUCUUCAGCAAAGUCCUCCUGUGCCAGUUGUGGUAUGUGAUGGCACUGGCAGAGCGGCAGACCUCCUUGCAUAUGUCUAUAAACAUACAGAGAGCAGUGGACUUCUCCCAGAUGGAAUGGAAUCAAAUGUCAUCUCUAAAAUCAAAAAGACUUUCACCCUAAAUAAAAGUGAAGCGGUACAUCUGUUCCAGACCCUAAUGUGCUGCAUGCAAAUGAAGGAGCUAAUAACAGUAUUACAUAUUGGGCCUGAUAUUCAUCAGGAAAUUGAUGUAGAUCUACUCAAAGCCCUAUUGAAAGGUAAUAAUAUCUCCCCAAUCGAUCGGCUGCAUUUGACACUUGUAUGGGAUAGAGUGGAUAUUGCCAAAAAUCACAUUUUCGUACGUGGACAGCAGUGGCUGACAGAACCUCUGGAACAAGCCAUGAUGGAUGCCCUUAUCAUGGACAGAGUUGCAUUUGUCAAGCUUUUGAUAGAAAAUGGUGUCAGCAUGCACAAAUUUCUUACCUUACCCCGUCUGGAUAAACUUUACAAUGUGAAAUCAGAUACAAACAGCGACACCCUUUUACAGCUUAUAUGGGAGAUAAAAAAGGGUAACAUUCCAGGCCAGAAUAAAAUCACAAUGAUAGACGUGGGACUUGUAAUUGAAUAUUUAAUGGGAGGUGUAUUUAGAAGCAGCUACACCAAAAAAAACUUUAAAGCGAUGUACAAAGCACUAAGUCAGAGUUCCAGUCGACCUGCUGGUGGCACUUCCACACAUCCUGCAAAUGAAAAGAAUUUGGGGAGAGUAGUAACAAAGAAUAAAACCAGACACACGCAUUUCAUCCAAACAGCACAACCCUACAAACCUAAGACCAGCAAUACAUGUGAAGUCAGUCAAAAGACCAGUAGAAAUGACCCUCUAGAAGCUGACAGUCGAAUAACAAGGCCGUUUCCUUAUCCUUUCAAUGAUCUCCUAGUUUGGGCUGUGCUAACCAAGCGGCAAAAGAUGGCCCUGUUUUUCUGGCAGCAUGGGGAGGAGUCCAUGGCUAAAGCUCUGGUCGCUACAAAGCUUUAUCGUGCAAUGUACCAGGAGGCCCGGCAGAGUGACAUCAUCGAUGACUCCUCUGAAAAGCUAAAUAAAUAUUCCAAAGAAUUUGGGGAAUUGGCAGUAGAGCUUUUAGACCAAUCCUUUAAGCAGAAUGAAUUGAUGGCAAUGAAACUUUUGACAUAUGAACUCAAAAACUGGAGCAAAUCUACUUGCCUUAAACUAGCUGUUUCCUCAAGGCUUCGAACCUUUGUGUCACAUACAUGUACUCAGAUGUUGCUUAAUGAUAUGUGGAUGGGCAGACUGAACAUGAGAAAGAAUGCCUGGUACAAGGUGAUUUCAGGCAUAUUGUUCCCGCCAAUUAUUCCACUGUUCGAUUACAAAAGCAAGACACAGAUGUCCCACAUCCCACAGUCUCAAGAUGAUUAUAAAAUGACACUUGAUGACAAAGAGGAGAUUACCUGUUCAGUAGAAGGUAUUGCUUUGGAGGCAUUUAAAGAGACAUUUUCUAAUGGAGACAAUGAACAUUCUACGGGAAUGAGGAAUGAAGGAAAACCAAAACGCGUUCCUCUUGCUCGAAGGUUUUAUGCAUUUUACCAUGCACCAAUUGUAAAAUUCUGGUUUAAUGCACUGGCUUACAUUGCGUUUUUAAUGCUGUACGCAUUUGUAGUCCUGGUCAAAAUGGAGAAUUUACCCUCUGUUCAAGAAUGGAUUGUGAUCAUGUUCAUCUUCACCACCGGUGUGGAAAAAAUACGUGAGAUCCUCAUGUCAGAAGCCGGUAAACUGACUCAGAAGCUCCGAGUGUGGUUCAGCAGCUACCUGAACAUAAAUGAUACGUUUGCCAUUAUCACGUUCCUUGUUGGAUUUGGCUUGAGAUUUGGAGAGAGGGAUAUAAUACAUGAUAAUGAUGACAAAGAAGAUUACAUUUUCAUUGCCGGAAGACUGAUAUAUUGCUUAAAUAUCAUUUUUUGGUUUGUGAAAUUGGUGCAUAUUCUAAGCGUCAAUCAAGAUGCUGGGCCUUAUGUUCUAAUUAUUGGCAAAAUGGUAUCAAGUAUGUUUUUCAUUGUUGUGAUUAUGGCGAUUAUCCUGAUUGCAUAUGGUAUUCCAAGAAAGGCAAUUCUCUAUCCGCAUGAGAUGCCCUCAUGGUCUCUAGCAAAAGACGUUUUAUUUCAUCCAUAUUUCAUGAUUUAUGGAGAAAUAUAUGCCUAUGAAAUAGAUGUGUGUGCCAAUGAUACUGUGGUUCCGUUCCUAUGUGGCACUGGAACAUGGAUAACUCCUUUUCUGCAAGCUGUAUAUUUAUUUGUCCAGUAUAUCAUUAUGGUCAAUCUCCUUAUUGCUUUAUUCAAUUGUGUAUACUUGAAAUGUAAAUCCAUGUCCGACAUAAUGUGGAAAUUUCAGCGCUAUCAUUUGAUCAUGGUGCAUCAUUCAAAGCCUGUCCUGCCUCCGCCAUUCAUUGUUCUCAGUUACGUGACCUCCUUGUUCAGCUGUGUGUGUUUGCGCAAGCAGAAAAACAAGGCUCAUUGGCGAAAACUAUACUUAACUGAAGAAGAGCAGAAGACUCUCCAUGAGUUUGAGGAACAUUGUGUAGGCAUUUACUUAAUUUACAAGGAAGAUAAAAACAACAGUAAACCCGAUGAAAGAAUCAGAGUAACUUCUGAAAGGACUGAGCACAUAAGCAAGGAGAUGGAUAACGUUGGAGAGCAGGUCAUGUUCAUCAAACGCUCACUGCAGUCGUUGGAUAAACACAUUGGACAUCUUCAAGAUCUUUCUGGCCUUACUUUUGAUUCAUUGAAAACCCUGACUGCUCAAAAAGCUUUGGAGAAUAGCAGGAGCCUUAGUGCUAUGUCCUGUGAUUUAAGUCUUUCAAGAUAUACCUCCAGUGAUGGGCUAUCGGCCAUAUGGAAGAGAAGUAACACGGACCUAGCCUGGGGAUGUCCAUACACACAACCUGGUCUGGAGAGAAAUAUACACCCACGGGCUUCAAAAUCACAUAGGAAAAGCAAUAUUCCAGAUGGAGACUUUGUAAAUAGUUCCAUGUUUCAGAGAGUUGAUUCUGUUCCAGACUCCCAAAAGGAAAAUCACUUUGAAGACAAAAACGUGGGCUUAGUUAAUAAUCACAAAAGUAGGACAUUUAAUCCAACAAUUCAGACUCAUUCAAAAAGUGAAACAAGAUCACAGGUUUGUGACAUGAAGUCUGCUCUUAGUAAAAAUGGGUUAGGCCAAAUCAUUCAUCCAUGCUCUGACGCCAACUCAUCUUGCAAAAAUACCUGCGGUAAAGACGGUUACAUUAACUGUGGAUUCAUUGAUGACACCGUCAAUGAUCAUAACAGUAAUGAAAAGAUCAUUAUGGAUUGUAGGUCCUUUCCUACGUCAAUAGGAUACCUGCCACAUGGAGUAGAAUCCCUGCCACACAGCCAUGAUCAAGAUAUUAUCCAUAAAGAAAAAAACAGAUUUACAGGAUUCUUGCACAAACUGUGGCCCAACUCUAGGCACAAACAUAACAUGGAGAAGCAGAUGUCUAUUGAGACAAAUUCCUCAGAGGCAGAGUUAUACACUCAAGAUGAAACCAAUUUAAGGAGAACCCAGUCCUGCACAGAAUUAACAAGCUUUAACGAAUCCUCUCCUCCUGAUUCACCAGAUCAGAUACAAAUGAAUAGCACAGCAACAUCUCAUGAAGACUUCUUUCAAACAGACUCAGAAGCAGCUUUACUAAAGGAGUCUUUGUACAGCAGAUAUUCAUCGAAUCACAAUAAAUCGCCCAGCCAGGAACAAAUCUGGAAUGGUUUUGGGUCUCAGUUCAACACAUCAAAGGACACAACUUCUUAUUACACAGCUGUUGAAAGAAACAACUUGUAUCGGCUAUCCAAGAGCAUACCAUUUACACCUCUUCCUCCCAAAGGAGAGCUGUUCACAGUGUAUCGCUUAGAAGAAAGCUCCCCACACAUUCUGAAUAACAGCAUGGCAUCAUGGUCCCACCAAGGUUUCUAUGCUAAAUUUGAAUUUAAAGGAAAAGAGGAGAUGGGAGGAGGACUUAGACGAGCAUCAAAAGUGGCAUGCACGUGGUCAGAAUAUGAUAUUCUCAAAUCUGGACACUUUUAUAUCAUAAAGUCAUUCCUUCCAGAGGUUGUCAACACUUGGUCCAGAAUCUACAAAGAAGAUACAGUAUUACAGCUUUGCCUAAGGGAAAUUCAGCAACAAAGAGCAGCUCAGAAACUCCUCUUUGCUUUCAACCAGAUGAAGCCAAAGUCAAUUCCAUAUUCUCCAAGGUUUCUGGAGGUGUUCCUCAUGUACUGUCACUCUGCUGGCCAGUGGUUUACAGUGGAGGAAUGCAUAACAGGAAGAUUCAGAAAGUACAAUAACAACACUGGAAAUGAAAAUGUUCCAACAAAUAAACUGGAGAAAACUAUGUUGGCCUUCAGCCACUGGACCUAUGAAUACACAAGAGGGGAAUUUCUUGUCCUGGAUUUGCAGGGAGUUGGGGAAAAUCUGACAGAUCCUUCUGUUAUAAAAGCUUGGGAGAGAAGGUCACAGGAUAUGAUAUUUGGCCCAGCAAACUUGGGAGAUGAUGCAAUCAAGAACUUCUGUUCCAAGCACCGAUGCAACACAUGCUGCAGGAACCUGAAGCUCACAGAGCUUAAAAGGACUGACUACAACCCUGAUGAAGCUUUAAUCUUGAAGGAUAGUUCCCUGCCAAGAAUAUCACCUGGUUGCACCGAAGAGGAGUCACCCCAACAACCCAUACGUGUGAUGCUGUGACUUAUAAGAGAAAACCUGAAGAUUUGAUACACCACUGCCAUUAAACUUUAUAAUGCCAAAGGGAUCUUGGGUUUAAACAGGGUAUCAGUUUCUAUGAACCAUCAGUAUAUAAACAGCUUUAUUUUGUCUUCCUGGGAUUAUUAUUUUGCUGAUACUAUAUGGGUUUCAGUGGUGGUUACGGAAUGCAGUUGUAAGUGGAGAGAGCUGUGGGGUAUAAACACACACACACACACACACACACACACAUAUAUAUAUAUAUAUAUAUAUAUAUAUAUAUAUAUAUAUAUAUACUCCCCCAAACUCCCAGCACUCACGAUAAAUAUACUCUCAUUGCCUGGGUGCAUGCAUCAAGAUACUUCAUACGAUCCUCUCCAGAAGAAGCCGCACAACUCAGGACUUAUUGCAAAGAAAUAAAUUUA